Messenger RNA from Moesziomyces antarcticus, 2868 nucleotides. RefSeq names its product ribosomal protein S7. The transcript has 2 exons. The record is from RefSeq and is a predicted model, not a curated record. NCBI's taxonomy places the organism in Eukaryota, Fungi, Basidiomycota, Ustilaginomycetes, Ustilaginales, Ustilaginaceae. Bases 1 to 2868 code for a protein of 955 amino acids.
AUGGACGGUCGCUCGGUCGAUCCAAAUCCACCGCCAGAUCCGCAUGCUGUGCUCCAGCAGCUCAUAAGGCAGGCCGAAGCGCGCUCAUCCUCGCCGCCUUCCCAUCGAGACAAAGACGAUCACAACGAUGACGCAUCAUCAUCCAGCGAUGCAACCUCGCCACAGGCAUCCGAAGAGACCGUACCUGGCCUGCUGCCCUACGAGCAUAUCUCGGCCAUCAUAGCCUCGCUCUCGGCCGAUCGACGCGAGCUCACCACUCUGCUCCGCCAACGCAAGCUGCUCCACACCGCACACAAGCGCAACACGGCGCAUCAGCACUCGCUCGAACGCUCACUCAACCUCCUCGCCAAGACGCGCGACGAGCUCAAAUCCGCGCUCGGCUCGCUCGACGUCGCCGACAUUGUGGAUGCAGAAGAUCAGUCGCUCGAAGUCAUUCGCACACACCGGCUCGCCGAGGACGCUGCAGCCAGCUGCCCUCUACCCCCAGCAGCCGUGCAGCAAAUCCCGCUACUCCGUCUGCAGUCCAUCGAGCGCGCCGAGUUCGACAACGCGCUCGCUUCCAGAAUGUGGAUCGACAUGGAGGACCACCAGAUCCGCGCCGCCGUCAAAGCAUCCGCGCUCAAGGCGCACACCAUCGAGCUCAGCACCGAUCCCAAUUUCCACGGCGACCCACUCGCAGCAGCAGCCAGUCUCGACGACGAUACCGUGUUUCGCCUCGCAGAACAGAUCGAGCACUCGGCUCAAACUGCCUCUUCGCGUGGUUUGACAGCAAACGGGCUCGACUGGGCCACCAUCGCCGGUCGAGUAGAUGGGCGCACCAUCGACGAGGUGCGCACCCGAUGGAACGGCCACCUCCGUCCAGGCGUCAAUAACGCACCGUGGUCGAAGGAAGAACUCGACCAACUCAUCAGUAUCGUCAUGCCGCACUUGAGCGCCUACCUGAGCCGAAACAAAGACCCGGACUCUGGCGUCUCGACACAAGCACAACCACAGCACGAGCUGCCCGUCCCAUGGCAGGCAGUGACAGAUCAGCUUCGCACGGCUCGCACCGCCUAUUCCUGCUUCGCUGCAUUCUGCGAGGCGUUGGUGGCUCGCGAUCAACCCGACGUGGAGCCAGUGGAAGACGAGGAGAGCAAGUUGCUCUUCAGCCUCUUCCGCGGCGCCUGGCGGCUCAUGACGCUGCACAGCACUGCCACUCCGAACGUGUCCCCCUCGGCCUUGCUUCCCUCCACGGCUUCGGGAUCCGACAACAAGGCGGGCGCGUCGUCUCGCACGGCGUCGAUCUUGGGCAGCGUGGCACGGCAUCCUCAAUACGCCUAUCGGCGAUUCCGCAACACCACCGAUCCCGCCAUGGCCACGGGCAAGUGGUUACCGCACGAAGACCUGCUUCUUAUCGAGGCAGUGCGUCUGCUCGGCCAGGACAAUUGGGGUCCCGUGGCAGCACGUGUGCCCGGUCGCACCACACACCAGUGCCGCGAACGCUGGGUGCGCAGGCUCAAGCAGCUCGUAGCCUCCGCCGACACCGCAGCGUCCACCCACACCCACGCUGGACCAAGUACAACCACCGCAGUCCACGCGCAAUUCGACGUUACGCAGCUCAAGGAGCUGCUGGGAAAGACGCGCAAGGUCCAGUGGACACCGGAGAUGGACCGAGCCCUGCUGGGGUACGUCGACGCAUCGCAGGAUUACAAAAGCAAGGAUGCGUCGACGUUCGGACGGAUCGCGCAGCUCGUAGGUGCAAGCGUGGGUGUUGCGCUGUCGGAUAAGAACGUUCGCGAUCGGCUGGUGUUCUUUCGCCGUCAACGCGAUUCGGCCGUGCCCAAGACUCCAACGGCGUCCGAGACGGCCAGUGCAGCCGCUGGACCAGCGAAGCGCGCGGCCGAAGACGUUGUGACAGAUCCACGCGAAGAGGCAGAGAUGUCCAGUGGCAGUCGGGCCGGCGCUGGUGAGGCCCGUGACGAGAUGCCAGCGCGCACCACCAUCAUGCCCGGUAGCAAGCGGCAGAAGCAGCGUUUCGUCCCCCAGGAGGGCUCAACAGUAAACUACGACGAAACGGCACGACUGUAUACGCAUCGCAGUAUGGCAUCACUCUUGCGCAACGCAGCGGUGCGUCGCAGCGCACUGUGCUGUGCUGGACCUUCCAACGCCUCCCUGCCCGUCGCUACAUUCGCCACGUCGACACGCAGCCUGAUUGCGGACAACAAGACUGACGCCACGCCUGCACGGGUUCACCGUUCUACAUCCGAAGCUAGCGUUGAGGGGCAGGGUAAGACGCAGCGCGAAGCCAUCGCCUCGGCCAUGGGAGUGCUGGACACACUUGCGCGCGAUGUAGCCUCUCCACCGCCUCGCCCGACCUCGACCGAAUCCGUCUCCACUCCCUCGUCACCGGGGUUGGAAGCGGUCUACGACAGCACGGGCCCCGUCUACACACCAUCUACACUUCCGCCUCGCACGGACGCUACACUGGAAUUCCUCACGAACCUGCUCAUGAAGGCGGGUAAAAAAGCGCAAGCUCAGCGAUUCACCACGCGCACAAUGUCGAUCCUUGCGACGGUGACCAACUCGAACCCUCUGCCGCUGGUGCACGAUGCGAUCGAGCGCACCGCCCCACUGGUGAAGCUGCAGAGCAAAAAACAGGGCGGCAAAUCGUUGCAGGUGCCCGUAGCGCUCACCCAGCGCCAAAGCACGCGCAAGGCACUCACGUGGAUCAUCGAGGCCAGCAAAAAGCGUCCCGACCGCGAGAUCGAAAAGCGCCUCGCAGCCGAGUUCCUCGCCGUCAUCGAGGGCACCAGCUCCGCCAUUGCCAAGAAGGAGGAACAGCACCGAAUGGCCACUGUCAACAGAGCAAAUGCCGCCGUCCGAAUCUAG